Molecule: messenger RNA, 5225 nt
Organism: Clupea harengus (Atlantic herring)
Lineage: Eukaryota; Metazoa; Chordata; Actinopteri; Clupeiformes; Clupeidae
Gene: ice1
Product: KIAA0947-like (H. sapiens)
Source: RefSeq, a predicted model, not a curated record
ACACCUAAGGUCCUUAUUUUGGACCCCAGGCAAACAUCGUAAAUCCGUUUUGUGCCCCAUGCUUUUGAAGAAGUUUUAGUUUGUGGUGUUUGGGCUAUUAUUCAUGUUUUUGCCUGUUAUUUCACAUUUUUCAAGUCCUGGGGUGUCUUUAAGUUGGUACCAUGAUGCCCGGAGAGAAUCAGGCGAAAACUGCUGGAGUUGCUCCGGACGGAACGGCUGGAACUUGUCAAAACUGCGCUGUGUUGAAUGAGACGCUGCACGAAUACAUGACCUCGUUUUUGGCACUCAAACAGAAGAUAAUCGAAACGGAUAAAAUUCUGAACGAGUUCAAAGAGAAAUGCGAUGAGCUUCAGAAAACGCAGAGGGAAAAUACUGAACUACACAGUCAUCUAGAUGAGUUGCUCCUAAACAUGGCUCCUUUUGACAGCCUACACAAGGACAAUGUGUGUAUGCAAGAGGAACUGCAGAGAACAAAGGGCUUUCUGAAGCGAUGCCGCGAUGGUGCGGCAGACCUGAGGAGCAGGGACCCUGAGGCCCCGACUUUGAAGGACCGGAUCAUUUUUCAACUUAAAAUUCUGCAAGACUCAAAUCUCAAGCAAAGCACUGAAGUAACCUUGCUCCAGAAAGAAAAUAAAGCCUUGGAGGGUAAACUGCAGAAAACACAAGAAAAGCUGGACAAACUGGAAAAAGAAGCAAAUAAAGAAAAGAUGAACACUGGAGUGCAAACAGAAAGGAAAGAGCUAUGCAGCACAGUGGUACAGACAGACGUGGCGGAGAGGAGCAGCACAGCUGUGCAGACGAACGCCAUACAUAAGAGCAGUGCAGUGGUGCAGACUGACCCUACAGAAGAGAGCCUGAUGGAUCUAGGGAAAAUCAGACAUCUGGUAGCAGGCCUUUGGCACAGCGUGCAGCCACAGUCACUCUCCGAAACACCCCUCCUACCUGGAUCCUUGAUGUGUCGCUCUCCACUGGUGCCAUCAUUAAGUCGGUCUAUUGUUCCAGUAUCCAAGGAACGUCUUCAUAUGUCACCCGUGCGUCCGUCUCCUGCCACUUUGCCAAGAUCUUCUUUCAGGCCACCCGCCCUCCGUAAGGAAAGCCUUUUGUCAGCGGAUGAGAUUUUGGACUUGUUCAGAUUGCUGCCGCCUCUACUCUCACCUGUGCACAGCCCUGUUGAUCAGAGGAGUGGUGUGGAUGAAGACUUGCAGUUAUCAGAUGAGGCGGAAGAACUCCACACAUUCAAGGAGGAAGACAUGAAGGAGGCGGCGGCGGCGAUGGCGGCAUCGGUGCUGCUUCUCUCGAACGGCCUGAAGGGGAGCGGUCAUGUCUGCUCCCCCGAGUCCCCCCCUGAGGUGAAGUUCCAGCAGUCUUCCCCCACGGCCACACAAGAUCAAACCGCCCAAGAUCAAACCACAGACCGGAAAGGAGAAGCCGUCCGCCUCCAUAUUUCCAAGAACGGAAAGAGCAAACGGAGUCCGGCCCCCACGCCAGCGACGUUCGAGUUUCCUGGUAAGAAUGAAGGAUGCGGGGAAGAGAAGGCAGCCGUUGAUGAGGUCAAGGAGUCAGAGCUGGAGAGGGAUGAGGUGAUGCCUUCAGCUGAGGUGUGCAGUGACCUCAUUGCUGACAUGGAGUGGGACCCCUCUCCUGUGGACAGCUUGUCAUGUAGGAACAAAAACAGACUGGAAGGCGCUCACAGUGAAGGCGCUCACAGUGAUGGUGUUGUUGAGCCGCCUACAGACCCACAUCAUAGCUCUGGGUUAGAUGUUGCAAAUGGGGACGGACUCUCAGAGGCCAAAGUGGAUAACACUGAAGCUGAACCCAGUCCUCUGAAAAAUAGCCCUGCUACACUUGAGAGUGUAAAGGAUAAAGAGGUGGUGAUGAUGAUGUGCAAUGGUGGGCUGCACGAGGAGCAAAUGUCACCUUUAAAACCUUCUUUGACAGACUUUGACGCCAAAACUCUGAAACCUCAAGUCAAAGAUCAGAUUAUGGAGAUCGGUAAGAGAUGCACUGGUGUGGCCCUGAGGUCAGAGUCGUUGAAUGGGGUACAGAACGCUCAUGAUCAGAACCAUAAUGAUGUCGUGAAUAUGGUGUCUUCUGGGGGGGACAGAAUGGACAUGAUGAGAAUCAUCGUGACCAUGAAUUCUGGAUUAAGAGGACGGAAGCAGAAUCCCCACAAUCAUAUUGAUGACGUCGUGAAUUCAGCUUCGAGAGCAGAGCUGCAGAAUGGCCAGCAUCAGGCACCCUCUGAUGAGAUCAGAAACGCAGAUGUGUCUAAGGAGGCGUGUGAAGGUGGUGGGCAGAAACCCUCAGAGGAUGGGUGUGUGGACACCGAGUCCUCCGAGGACCUGGACUACCUUGGUCUCCAGCGCAAGGUCCGCGUGGCCCACUCGCGAAAGGAGACCCAGCAGUCCGCUGGAAGCAUUAACGGCUCCUCGGAGAAGGAGGAAUCAAAGUCCAAACCCUCAAAGGAUCUUCCAGGUAGCACAGACAUUAAAACGCCAACUCCAAGUCCCAUGGCUCAGGGUGAUGUGGAAACCCGUUCUGACAUUAUGACAGAGCAAAAUAGAAGCAUUGAUCAGUCAUGUUCGAGGAUAGGAGAUGCCUUAACAAAUGGCCUUAAUGCUCCUUCGGCUCUAGAAAGCCAAGAAGACACGCAGCCUGAGGUGGAACAGCAGACGCCAAAGCUACGUCAGCGAAUGCAAGACCAAUCCUCCAGACACAUGCAAAGGGACAACUCCUGUGUGCCUAGAAUUGAAACUCCAAACAGGCCUGUUCUCACCAAUGGCACUUCCACACUCAGGCCCUUUGCAGAUGGUGCCGUCCAUACCAAUGGAUUUGGAGCCUCUGAUCCUCCAUUAGAAGAAGGGGGCAGCUACACUAGGGUCAAAGGCCUGGGGGAGUCCCCUCGGCCGGUUCCCAUGAUGUCUCUCGCAGAAUCUCUUCAGAGCAUUCGCUCGAUGAUGGGCCCCCCUCUCCCCCCUCUACUCCUCCCUCUGUUGGGGACCCCUCCCAAGUCCGUGAGACUGGACCACCCAUCGAGACCCGCGUCUGGACACGUGAUGGCCCGCUCGACACAGGAUUGCUCUGACCACCCCGCUGCUAUGCUCUCCGCCAACACAGCACUCCGGAAUGGCCCCCAGAAGAUUUCCUUCUCCCCCGCCACCACCACCCCCUCCCCCUGCAAAGGCGUGCCCUCUCCCCUGCAGUUCGGCUCGGCCACCCCCAAACAUGCCGUGCCGGUCCCCUGCAGGCACCCCGUGUCCACGCUGAACCCCAUGUCUCCCGCCGCCGCCCCGGCACAAGAGAACUCCAUGCAGAUGCUGGACUCCAUGUACCCAGAGCUGUCGGCUCAGGCUCGCACGCUCAACAUCCUGCGCGGGAACGUCAGCCUCGCCAGGCCCGUGCCGGAGCCCAGCACGCCCCCGCAGACCGCCGGCAGUCACAUGUCAUCCGGCUUCAACUCGGUGGCGACAGCCUUCACCAAAACCCAGCAGACAGGGAAGAGGGCCGGGAACAACGUGCUUUUGCCAAAGAGUGCCAAAAAGUUACGGUUAGGUGGCUCGCCUGUUCCCGUUAACACAAGGCCGCCGUCAGACCUCGCCAUGGAGCUCCCACAAGGCGGCAGGGAAUCUAAAGAUCCGCAGACCCGAAACGGCUUACACAUCGUAAAGAACGAGACGAUUGUUCAGGUGGACAAUACAGAGAGCAGCAAAGAAUGUAUAAUCUCUCAGGCACUGACAACAAUAGGAAGCUCUUGCUUUGAUUUGCUGGUAGUGGUUAAAAGUCACGUAUCCAUCAAAAGGAUCUCAUUAGUUCCCAUACUAAGAGAUGAAGAGAAGGAGGUGGUUUCCGAUUUCUGCACGAAGCAUAAGUCUUUGACGGAGGACUUCCUGUCGGCCAUUUUGGCUCAACUGAAGGCAGAGCGGACGACCUUGGGUGGGGAUCACCUCCAGAGCCUCUGUCGAGUCUAUACUGCACUGUGCCGCCAGAACAAGGAUCGGCUCAAGGCAAACACCCUGGCCUACAGUCUCCUGAAAGAAGACUUCCAGGACGCUGCCAAACUCAUCCUCUUCAUGGUGACCUCAUGGCCCAGCCUCCUCUCUUGUGGGAGUGGCCUGUGCAAAGCCAUCCAUGCCGUCGCCCAUAAAAGGGCAGAGGGGGAGGUGCUCCGCUGCCUCACCGCCUACCUCCAUUGGGACACGAACCCACCCUGUGGCAUACCUAAGCUGAUCAGUAGCACACUGUGGACACUACGGACAAGGGGGGAAAUGCAGUUUCAGCAACACAGUCGCCAUGGUUACGACCUUUGCUCUGCCUCGUGGGAAUACAUCUUCACUCUUGACCUCCUGUGUGCCUAUCAGAAGUGGAUGUGGACGCAUGACAACGUCAUCCGGAAGGAGCUUUGGCCCAUAAUGAAUGCCUGGGUGACCCAGUCCCGGUCACAGAAGGGCCCAAUCCAGGACGUGACCGUAGCCACUGUUCUCAAACUGAUUGGGAGACUGGGGCAGCAGGGCAUAAAGGAGAAAUACUCUACGGCGGUCUGCAAGAUUGCCACAGUCAUCAACAUGUUUGGCAGACAAGCACAAUCAGAAGGAGUGCCAUGGGAAGUGCAGUUAGCAGCGGCCUAUGCCAUAUACGACCUGUCGCCUAGCAACCCCAAAGAAGCACUGGUGGCACUGGCGGAAUGGCGUGGGGAGGCGUCAGAGGGCGUGCCCCCCGGGAUCACAAGCUGCCUCACACAGAUCUCCUCACUCAGCAGGAAGGUCUCGCCCUGAGACACACACACACACACACACACACACACAUAUUCACAGACUUUCAAUAACCCCUUUCAUAGCACCUCGGACUUUAGAGCAUUUUCAUGUUGAAGUUUGUUCUGUUUUUUUAGUUUUUUUUUGGUUCUGUUUUUAAGCAUGCUCGGCUGGGAACCUGGAUUCCUUCAUGAUCUAAUGCGGGGUCCGAAACUUUGUCUUUGUAAAUAUGUCUUUUGUAAAGUUGUCUUUUGUAAAUAUACUGAGAAGAACCUUAUUUGUGUAAAUUAAAUUCAAAACCUGGGUCACUGUAGUGAAGUAACAAGGAGAUGUCCAACUUCCCAUAAUAAAAUUUCUAACUGCUUUGUACUGUGGAUCGGUGUGCCAAGUCCUACUUGAUGGGGUGAAGAAGGAAAAAGUUCUCUGAAAUGAUAAGCAUUAAAUAAAUGUUAAUGCCCUGCAGCAUCUUUAAAGUUA